CACUUAGCAGUCAGAUGCUCUGUCCUUUUCAUGUCAGCCUGAGACGAAACAUCACAGAAGUUGAAGGCUGCGGGAAACUGUCUUGACAGCUGACUUUUAACACCACCCCCCUGCUACUGCCACUUGCUCCCAUCUGCUUUUAUAGAUAUGUCACAUGCCUGGAUCUUAUUGUUUCUCCUCCUGUCGGGGGGGAAGGCAUUCAUGAUCCACAACACCCAGCACAGCCUGUGUCUGGAGGACUCAGUGGAUACAGGUGAAGUCCUUCUCAGGAAGUGCAACCUGGACUCAGAGUUUCAGCAGUGGAUCUGGAUCAACAUGGGCAUGCUGAUGUGUGUGGCAUCAUCCAGGUGUUUGUCAGCCCAACAUGAAAAACCGGUCCAGACCCAGUCUUGCCAGGUGGAGGAUGUGGAUGUUAUAGGGUUAAUGUGGGACUGCGAUAGGGACAGACUCAUCAGCAGAAACACGUCCAUGCUAUUGUCAGUCAGUGGCCAGCAUCUGAUUCUAACACAACACAGCCAACAGUCAAAGUGGAGAUCUCUGGAUGAGGGGGACAUCUGCCAUGAAAGACUCAGACUCAGGAGGGCAUCAGAGGAUUCAGUCCAAGCUGAGGAUGGAGAAGAGCAAACAGAAGAGCUGGCAGGCAUGACGGAGGAGCAGAAAGAGUAUCUCCGCUGGUACUACCGCACAGAGGACCCAACUAUAUGGAAGUUUGUGCUGCUGGGAUUGGCCUUUGUUUGCCUUCUAAUUGGUUUUCUGCUGCUGGGAAUGGGAGCCAUGGCCAACAAGAGCAGAAAGAAGAUUGCUAAGUACAAGGCAGCAGCAUCUCUGGCUCAGAGAAGUGAAGGUGAAGAGCUGCGAGUCAUUUCAUCAAUCACAGACAACAGUGUAUCUCCACAGUCCUCAGUGUCCAACAGGGACACAAAUGAGCUCAAAGCAGGAGACAUUGUGGUCACAUGGAAAGAUGGCAACACCUCUUGCCUGUACUCUGAUACUCCUGCAGAGAAGGAGGACCAGGAGGAGGACCUGAAGGAGAAACAAGAGGAGGUGUCAGCUGCUGAGCUGGAGGCUCAUGAUGAAGUGAAGAUGACAGAAUGAAGAGUAAUGUAAUAGUGACCUCAGCUCUUACCCCAGAGUAUGAUGCUCCUCUUGAGAUGUUUGUAAAAACCUCAACUUUAGUGAGCUGGAAAGUUAGACUACAUGACAUACAAAUCAUAAAACAGAUCACUAAACAAAACUCUCUCAGAAAAAAUUUGUUGGAUCUUGAUCACCCUCUGAUGUGAUCUAAUAUCGACUUGUUUUUGAUUGAGUUUCUAUCAUUUACAAUCAAAAAAUAAAUUAUUAUCUAAAAAAAAAAAAAAA
This is a messenger RNA of Stegastes partitus (bicolor damselfish), 1359 nucleotides long. RefSeq lists its product as uncharacterized. Gene Ontology annotation, biological process: bile acid and bile salt transport. The transcript has 7 exons. The coding region runs from base 148 to 1095 and encodes 315 amino acids. NCBI's taxonomy places the organism in Eukaryota, Metazoa, Chordata, Actinopteri, Pomacentridae. The record is from RefSeq and is a predicted model, not a curated record. Gene Ontology annotation, molecular function: transmembrane transporter activity; protein heterodimerization activity. Gene Ontology annotation, cellular component: plasma membrane.